Drosophila melanogaster (fruit fly) is the source of this 4332-nucleotide messenger RNA. It is a transcript of the gene hig, whose product is annotated as hikaru genki. The transcript is spliced from 8 exons. NCBI's taxonomy places the organism in Eukaryota, Metazoa, Arthropoda, Insecta, Diptera, Drosophilidae. Gene Ontology annotation, cellular component: extracellular region. The coding region runs from base 356 to 3031 and encodes 891 amino acids. The record is from RefSeq and is marked reviewed.
CGUGGCAUUCGAUUGUCGUCGCUCGAGAGGAUAGGUGCCCAGCUUCGAAAAGGAUAAAACCCCGCAAAGGACUCUAAGUAAAAGUGAAACUUUAAAGCCAAAGAGCACACACACAUACACAUACACGCGCACACGUUGCAUACAGUUUGGCGCGAGUGUGGGUUACUGCUGGCGGUACGCCAGUGUGUGUGUGUGAGUUGGCCAAGUGGAUUUCUAUUUUUGGCCCAUUAAGAAGUCAACUCGUGAAGUGCAGUGGUGUUAAAUUCGUUGCUAUUUGAAAGGACUCAUCGGGUUGCUUAACAAACGAAAACAAAACAACGCCGAAACUCUGGCAAUCGCAAUCUGAUCCUUGGACAUGUGGAGCAGGCAGCGAAUGCGCCAUAAGCCGCUUUGGGCCCUAAUAUCCUUGACCGUUUUGCUGCUGGUCCUGGACAAAAGCAAUGCCAACACGGAGCCCGUCGAGACCAGCACCACAUCCGAGCCAGAUGCCUCGCCAGGCUGUCGGGCGCCGGAUGUGCGCUUCACGAUUGUCAAGCCGGAAGCGACGACGGAGCAGCCGCUGGCCAAAUUCGAGACCACGCAGAUCUACCUGCCGGAGGACUUCACCACGGCGGAUGUGGAGUUCGUGGACUCGGUGCCGCGUCACCCCAACGAAAACCAUGCGGCCGUAAUCAAUCCGUACUCGCUGGACCUGGGCGACGACCACUUGCAUGUGGGCGAUGCGGCCGCCAGUUUGGUUGGCGACGAUGAUCUGGGUGACGAGGACGAGGACCACCACGGGGACCCGGAGGAUAAGCGCUUAAAUGCCAAUCGCAAGCAGGGCAAACGAAGGCGCGCGGGCUCAGGCCGUCGGCGGAGGAUUGAGAAUGAAAAUGGACAGACAGGCAGGGGUCGUGGCAGUCGAUAUAAGCGGCAUGCCAUUCUCCAUGACACGGAAGCCUCACCGGAAACGGAUCGCUGGGCGGGCAGCAAGCUGGCAGCCGAAGGGGAUGUGUACUAUGUCCACAUAGCCGAUAUCCUGAAGAGCCGUGAGCCAAAUCGUGAAUUGAAAUCGAAGCUGCACAAGCUCAAAAUGAAGGCCAGACUGAACAAGUGCCUGGCGGAAGGUGGCAAGGAGAAGUGCACAAGGCUCCUCAAGAAGAAGCCCAAGAAGAAGGUCGUCGAGAAGGAGCAGACCCUGAAGAAGGAGAAGAAGUUCCCCAAAGAAGAACAGUCCAAGGAAAAGGUACCCGAGAACGGACAAACACCAAAGGAGGACGAACUGGAACUGGACCAUCCGGAGACCGCUGCUGCUCAUCACCGCCGCCGCGGGGACAGUCACGCUGCAGAGCUCGACCAGCGUGACCGGAGCCCGCGAUGGCGCCGCCGGCGCAGCACCGAGUUCAAGGGCGAUCUCGGCCAGCUGCCACCGGAGUCCGGAAUCGGGCCGGAGCCGGAACCGCUAGCGGAUCAGGAUCUAAAGGAUCUUCAGCAGUACGGAAAUCAGUCGAGCAGUGCACGAGUGGCCCUGUUGUGGCAACGUGUUAAGCGCAAGUCCGGCAAGACCACGGGUGCACUGAGCCGUCCGAAGGGUGGUGGCGACUCCAGCUCCAAGACCACCAGUCGCAAGGACAAGGGUAUCUACGACGAGGAGGCUGGCUACACGCCCAUCCAUCCAGAUGACCCGGAGUUCGACGAGGAGGAGGAGGAGGACGAGGAGGUCGACAUCCUGCAGCAGUUCACCGAAGUGUCGGAGAUUCGCUUCCCGGGCGAAAUCGGACCCAUGGGCGAUCGGCGGCUAUGCAAGAUCCGUUGCGUCAAGGGCAAGUGGGUGGGUCCGUUGUGCGCCACCAACGAGGAGGACGAUAAUGGGAAUGUGAAGUUUCAGCCGCUCUACAAGAGCUGUCACGUAAACCGGAUACCAUCGCACUUGCUGCUCAGCUACCGCAACAUUUCAGUGACACCGAUCCCACCAAAUCGCGGCUGGCGUAAAACGCGAUUAUCCAAAUCGACACUUCUCUCAAAUACAGAAAUUAAUGUGGGAUGGGAUCUGCCGCACGGACACUCUCUGCAGGCACGCUGCCAGGAGCUGGGCAUCUACAAGCUCCUGGGAGAGUCGAGGGUCCUCUGCUCCAACGGCCUGUGGGCACCGCGGAUGCCCAGCUGCGUCCCCACCACGGUGCUGACCAACUACUCGGAGGACAGCGCCCCAUCGAUCCGCAUCAAGAUCUUCAAUGGCUCCCACUCCUUUGAGCCAUCCGGCGUCAUGGCCGUUCCGCCGCACAGCACAGUGCUCAUGGACUGCAUGUAUCCGAGGGUUAGGGGCACUCCGGAAUGGAGCUGGACCAGCUGGUACAUGCAGUAUUCUACAGGAUGGUCUCCAGCCCAGGAGGAGAAAGCGGUGCGCUACCGGCUGAGCAUCAAGAAUAUCGAGAACAACGACUCCGGCACCUUCACCUGCACCUCGCCGCGCGGACUGACCAACAGCAUUGCCGUCGUGGUGGCCACUUCGACGUGUCCGCAGCUAACAGAGCCGCUGGCGCCGCUCAAGCUGCGCCUCGAGGGCAAUAAGCUGGGCCAGCGGGCGCACUACGAGUGCCCCGAGGGCUUCCGGCUCGACGGCGCCUGGAACGCCACCUGCCUGGCCUCCGGCAAUUGGUCAUCGCCGACGCCGACCUGCCAUGCCAUUCAGUGUCCACGUCUGGAGCUGGACGACCCGCACCUCAGCCUGAUCGAGCUGAACACCUCGGCAUGGGGGCGGGCGGUGUUCAAAUGCCAGUGGGGCUUCAAGCUGACCGGACCGGCGCAGCUGGACUGUGAGCCGUCGGGCGUCUGGAGUGGCCCCGUUCCGCGUUGCAAAGUCAUUCAGUGCGUGAUGCCAGUGGCGCCGCUCAACGGGCGCAUCGGGGGCACCAGCCUGAGCCAGAGGCGCCUCACCGUGGGCGCCCUGGUCACGUUUAGCUGCAACGACGGGCACAGCCUGGUGGGCGAGUCGAGCAUCAUCUGCACGGAGAACGGACAGUGGUCGCACUCGCCGCCAUUUUGUAAGUAGACUCGCUACUCACUCACACACUCACUGACAUAGACACGUAUAUGUAUAUGCGUGCGCUGCGAGAGAUUGCCGGCGCACCGCACCGCUCCACCGUUCCACCGAUCCUCCUCCUCCUCGUGGGCCCGCUCACAGAUCAACCCAAUUAAUGACUCUUGUGUUGUAUUUCCGCCGAACAAACGACCGAUUUCGAUACCGAUCACGAAUCAUCAUUAACAUACCUGAUACCUGAAACCUGAAACCACCUGAUACAAUCCGUACACGCACGCAUGACAUGCCCACUGACCAUCCACGAUCUCAGGCAAAUCGCAGUGCCCCUAUCCCGGCGAUCCGCCCAACGGGCUGAUAGCGCCGCUCAAGUUCAACUACGACGCCGGAGACUACCUGAGCGUCCAGUGCCGGCCCGGAUUUGUCCAGAGUUACGAGGGUCCACCCGAGCGGCCCAAAUGCCAGCCGGAUGGCCGGUGGUCCGGUCCGAUGCCGAAGUGCAAGAGCUACGAGGAGGUGUAACCUCCAGGACCACCAGAGAUUGAAGCCAAGGGCCAAGGAUUCGCCGCCAAGUCAGCAUUACGGGUCCUCCAUCUGAGCGGAUGCUGUAAUUCCGAAUGCAGAUCGAAACCGAGUGAUAUUUAGAUUAACUUAGUGAGAGGUAUCAAAAUUAAUAGAUAUUUUAUCAGAUAGGUUCAAUUCAAAUCAUUGUCUUUCUGUGGCCCACGAAUCUUUCAAGAACUCUCCUUUUGAAACUAUGUAUGUAUGUACUCUAAACAGAUCAAGUUGAUCUUGCACACUCUACAGAUAUUUGUUCUUCAGAUUGAAUAAACUUUGCGCUUGCAUUUCAUUACGAAGUAUCCUUGUACUAACACUAACUAUUUAAUGAAAUAUAUAAUCAACAUCUGCGUACAGGUAUUUAUGUAUUACGUAUUCUGGUUGCAACUAAAAGUUACAUAAAUGUAAAUGUUUAAACGAAAGCAAGCGAAAAUCUUACCCACAGUGCGAAUAAAAACCAAGAAAAAGCAUAUAGAUAUAUUAUAUAUAUAUAUACAGAUUAACGAUUCUAUUCCACCAUAUAAAUGUAUUACACUGACAGAAAUGCGGAUUGCAGCAGCAGUUGUUGGACGAGUGUUGAUUAGUUAGGAGCUAAGAAAUGCCAAGCUAAGUGGCCCUUUAAAGUCAUAUCCAUAAACGAUUCCUUGAGAGGCAGAGGAGCACACAUAUGUAGGUAUUGCAUAGUGUAUUGUAGGCAGCUGCAAUCUUUGUGUAAAGUAAAGACCGUUUUAAAUAAAAUACGAUAUUGUGUAAAAUGC